AUGAGAAAAACAAAUACAAAUUAAAAAACAAAUGAUAACAAUUUGAAUUACUUGAAUGGAGGAGGUUUUGCAGUACGACCAAAAUCAUUGCUCUGUAAAGAAUAUAUCCAUUUUUAGGCACAAUUUGUGGGAGAGAGUUUGGAACAGCUUCUCUUGAAAUUCAUUAAAAAACUUGCAUUAAAAAGUAUCAAAAUGAUUUGAUUAAUAUGGAUCCUGGUCACAGAUAAUAGAUGCCUACUAGUAAUAAUAAAUUAUUGACUUUUUAGCUCAGUAGGUUUUACAAAAGUUGAACUAAGAGAAAUAAGUAAGGUAAUAAGGCGGAACAAAGGUUGGCCAAAAGUCAUAGCAGAUGCUAUAUGAAUAACCCUAAUAAGUCAUGGCUCUUGUUGGAGUAAAUGAAUUUAAUAGCUUUGUAGUGCAGAAAAUGCGGAAGAAGAUUCAAUCCUGAUAGAAUCAGAAAACAUGAAUCUGUGUGUAUUGGACCAGAACCAGAUAUUUAAAAAAUAAAAGAAUAAUAAUAGGAAUAGAACAAAAGGGCUGCCAAAUACUUAAGACCCAAAAAAACCGGUAAAUGGAAAUAGGAGCAUCUUGAAUUUUAAUAAGCAUUGAGAGAGAUGAGGAAGGUUAGAUAACAAGAAAUAGCAGAAGGUAGAGGCAAUCCUUUUGGUCAUCAAUAAUAUGGUUAAUCAUAUGGAAUGUCCAAUAAAUAGCAACCUAACAAAUAUGGGAAGGCCAAUUAAUAUCAGUAAAAUUAUAAAAAUCAGCCUUAAUCAAAAUAAUAUCAAUAAUAGAAAUAAACACAAUAUUAAUAAUAAUAAUAGUACAGUCAGAAGGGCUAUUCAUAAAGUGUUAAAACGACCCAUAAGCAGCCUACAUAUGAAUAAUAAUAAACAAAGAUGGUCCAAAAGUCUCCUAUAUCUCAAAUGCCAUAGAAAUAAUACUAAUAACCUACUAAAAGUUCUUAGAAUGAUGUUGGUUAUGGUAGACCAGCUUAUAAUGCUGGUGGUGGAGCAUGUAAAUAUAAGAUUAAAUUUUAGCUUACUAAAUUGCUCAUUCAAAUGUUAGUACCUUUAGUCUAUUUACUCAAGAUGGUAAGCCAAAAAAUUAUGACAAUUUUCAACAAAACAACCCUUAUGCAAAGAAGAAUGGUUUAUAUUGAUC
This is a messenger RNA of Paramecium octaurelia, 1161 nucleotides long. Lineage: Eukaryota; Ciliophora; Oligohymenophorea; Peniculida; Parameciidae. The record is from the annotation of a GenBank genome assembly.